CCUGACAAGUUAUCCAUCAUUACUUUUUUUGUUUGUUCAAUGUAGUAUUAACUCUUCAUAACCUGCCAAUGGCCCUUAACUUUUCCUUUCAUGGAGGAGUGAAGAUGAAGAAGAACAAGAGCAGUACGAGGAACGAAGAAAAGCUAAGAAAUGAAGUAAGGCGAAAAGAGGAAAGAGGAAAAACAUAAUGAAAAUGUAGAUGCAGAGAAUAGUAUUUUGUCCCGUGUAUAUCUAGGACACUGUCUAUUCUGUAUGUUUUUUUGUCUGCCGUUACAAACCUUGAAGAAAUCCCAAGUCACUUGUGACAUCGAGAUCAAGUGGUUUGUGUCAUUCAGUAACUAGCCCCAUAAAACACCCACGAAGAAGAAGGACCACAGUGACCUCAAGACCCACCUCCGACAGUCCUCCAACAGCCACUGGACCACCAGACUAACGAUAGACCUCAGACAGCUCACCCUCGGCCACUACAGACACUCCCCCGCCCGGCACUGGCGCCCCUUCUCCCCCAGUCGCCCCCUGGACACAGCCAUCACCCGUCUAAGGAUUGGACACACCCGCCUCAACGCCCACCUGCACAGACUGAACAUAGUCCGAGACCCACACUGCCCAUGGUGCCCCACACAACCUGACAUACCAGAACACCUCCUCCUCCACUGCCCAAGAUUCCACUCCCUCCGCACCACCCUCAAAGCAUCCUUAACCAGUCUCCGUAUUCACAGGCCAACCCUAGAGGACCUGCUGGGCAGCGACCCCCUCAGCCCCAACACUGCCUUCCACGCCCUCAAGUGCACGCAAACCUUCCUGCAGAAGUCGGGGCAACUCGACAGGAUCUAACUCCCGCCCUGGUGACAGGACGGCCAACACAAUCAACGACUCCUGAUAACAACUACCACUGACGGGGCUCUAGAGGCUGUGGGCCCACAGCCUAACUAGCCCCAUAAAACACCCACGAAGAAGAAGAAGAAGAAGGUAUCAGGUUCUCUAAUAAUAAAGGGGACACUGUACGAUGUUGCACGUGUGGAAGGCUGCACGCUGUCCCCCGCUCACCACACCUCACUUGGUGACCGCGAGGCCUGAGUCACUUAAAGCAGCACCACAAAUCGAGCGGAAUGGCGGUGUUCUCAAGUCGGUUCGGGAAAUACCAGGGCCUCCCACCUUCCCCCUCCUUGGAUGUCUCCCGAGUCUGGUCGCUUCAGGAAUGUCCUUCUCUCCAAAUAAGAUACACAAGCUAUUAGAGGGGUUGAUACAGAAACACGGUCCCAUGGUGAGGCUAGAGACUCCGCAGUUUCCUCCCGCUGUCUUGGUGAUCAAUCCAGACCACAUAGAAGCCAUGAUAAGGGCAACCAUGGACAACCCAGUACGAUACGGCUUCCUCUCACUCAAAAAAAUCAGAUUGGAAAUGGAAGACGAUUACUUCGAGGGAAAAACGGGUGUUCUAUCUGAGAAUGGUGAGGAGUGGUGGCGUGUGCGAAGUAGAGUUCAGACACCCAUGCUAAAGUCCAAGAAUGUGGUGUCCUAUCUGUCACAGGUCGACCAGAUAACACUUGAUUUCAUUGAAAGGAUGGCUUUCUUUCAGGCGAAGCACGGCGAGAUGCCCCGAGACUUUCAGACAGAACUGUACAAGUGGGCUCUGGAGUCCGUGGGUGUUGUGGCCCUUAACCGGCGCCUUGGCUGCCUGACACCUGACUUGCCCGAAGACUCCGAGCCCAUGAGACUCAUUAGGCUGGUGAGCGACCUCUUCCACAACUUGAACCUGACGGAGUUUGGAGUACACACAUGGCGGAUUUUUCCAACCCGCCCCUACAGAACAGUCAGGGAGAAGCACACCGCAUUUUUAAGGCUGGUGGACAGCAACAUCCGAGAAACUGAGGCCUUGCUAUUGGCCCAGGGUCAUGAGGACAGGGAAGCCACUUUGAUGGAGAGUCUUCUCAUGACACCCGGUCUCUCCCGCAAGGAUGUUAUUACCCUAAUUCUUGACAUGAUCUUCGCUGGAAUAGACACAACUUCCCACACCAUUGGCUUUACAUUGUAUUUGUUGGCACGGCACCCAGCAGUGCAGACUAAGUUGCAGGAAGAGGUGGACACAGUACUGAGUGGCCAUAAGGGGCCACUGACAGCACAACACCUGGCCAAGCUCUCCUUCCUGAAGGCAGUCAUCAAGGAGUCCUUCAGAAUAUUUCCUCUAGUCAUAGGAACAAGUCGAACUUUAGACAAGGAUUUGAUCCUGGACAAUUAUGUGAUUCCCAAAAACUGGUCUGUAUUUGGCAUGAACAUGUUGACGGGAUGGGAGGAAACUUACUUCCCCAGAGCCAAGGAGUUCCUGCCUGAACGUUGGCUUAGACACAAGCCUCUUGGUCCCAUCCAUCCCUUCGCUUCCCUUCCCUUUGGAGCUGGAGUCAGAAUGUGCAUUGGCAGGCGACUUGCUGAACAGGAAAUGUAUAUCUUCCUCACAAGGGUGAUGCAACAGUUUACUGUUGACUACAAGUAUGAAGACAUUGACAUUAACACCAGCUUGGUGUGUACCCCAUCUCAGCCACUCAGAUUCAAUCUCACUGAGCGCUCCUGAUUGGCAGCAGCGUGCUUGGGUCAUUGUUGAAGGCCUAGGAGUGGCCAACAUAAUGCAAGUAACAAUGUUAUGUUCCUCCACAUUGGCAGGUGCUAGCACUUGGCCACAGAUCUGAACAUUCUCCAGAGAUUUGGAUUGAUUCUGGCACUUCAAAACAUCCAAAGUACAUCCCUGUCCAUUCAAUCAAUCAGGCCCCAUCAGUGAUUGACAUUCUAAUGGCAUUCCAUGCAGUCACUGGUUGUGAUACAACCAGCCAAUUCUCAGGUAAAGGAAAACAUACCUGCUGGAAAGUAUUUUUAAAGGAACCAGACUUGCUACAGGCGAUUUACGUUUCUGCAGAAUUUAGUGAAGAUGCACGAAAGGGUGCAGAAAAGUAUGUUUGCCACCUGUUCAACUACGGAAAUUGUGGGUCCCUGAAUGAAGUUAGGCUGAAGAUGUUUGUGAAGGGGAAGUCCUCCAUAGAAGCCUUACCACCUCCUGAGGACGCUCUUUCUUUUCAUCUAAUGCGCAGUAACUACCAAGCUUUCAUCUGGAGGACCGCCCUUACGAAUGACACGGAUCUACCCUCUCCAGAUGGGAAUGGAUGGACCAUUAAAACUGGGAAACUUACGCCUGUGCAACCAGUGCCAAACUCGUGUGCAUGGCUUCGGUAAGUUGCUCUUUUAAGAAGGGGUGCAGCCCCACUAGAUGUGGCUGUCUAAAGGCUGGCUUUCUCGCUUGUACAAGCGCUUGCAACUGUGAGGGGUUGUGUCAAAUGGAUAAAGAUGAUCAAUGAACUUAAUUUUAAGCAUGGUGACAACAGCAAUUAGUGUGUUCUCAAACUGUUGGAACUGUCGUAAAGGUCCCCCCCGUCCCCGUUCUCACCCCUUCCCCCAUUGCUAUGUGACAUAUUUUUAUAACACAAUGUCGAUUGUAAUUAAGCUUCUAAUGUCAUGGAGUUACUUAUUGAAUUUACAACAGAAUUUUAUAGUAUUAGAACAGUAAACCGUCUUUUGUCAUUACAUAUCUUGUUUCCCGAAAUUAGGGCCUAAUACAAGUCGCCAUAAUGUCGCCCCUUCUUAUCACAGAUGCCUGAAAUUUGGUAAAAAAAAUUGCUAAAACAUGCCUUCUACACAAUGAAUACACUAGAUAUACCAUUUCUGUAAACGGUGGCAUUUUUUUAUGGAAAAAAGUUGUGAAAGGUCAUUUUUUGGGAGGUACGCGGUCAGAGUAUGGUCCGACCCCUGUCUCCAUGUGGUAAAUACAAUUUUGUAACUUUUCAUGAAUAAACGUGUUAGAGUAUAUUAAACACUUCAUUUUCA
Molecule: messenger RNA, 3867 nt
Organism: Eriocheir sinensis (Chinese mitten crab)
Lineage: Eukaryota; Metazoa; Arthropoda; Malacostraca; Decapoda; Varunidae
Product: probable cytochrome P450 301a1, mitochondrial
Exons: 11
Coding region: 1007-2566 (519 amino acids)
Biological process (GO): glucocorticoid biosynthetic process; C21-steroid hormone biosynthetic process; cholesterol metabolic process
Cellular component (GO): mitochondrial inner membrane
Molecular function (GO): oxidoreductase activity, acting on paired donors, with incorporation or reduction of molecular oxygen; heme binding; iron ion binding
Source: RefSeq, a predicted model, not a curated record